AUGGCGGCGGGCAGCGCACGCUACGUGCGCUACAUCCUCCUUGCCUUUUUUGUUAUCGCCGUUCUUUACUUCAUCUCUACCCCGACAUCCGUCGUGACCCCCCUAAAAGAUAACUUUGGCAAAUUCCAACAAUCCACCGGAAACUCGAAGCCAUCGACUGGAAGUACUACCGGAAGUACCACCGGAGGCACCACCGAAGUUGCCCACGAUGAGAAGACACCCACUAAGAGCAAUGGCGCCGACUACGAUCCUGCCCAGUACCCGUUGGCCAUGACUCCGAAUGACCCGGGCUGGAACGACUUAUCUGGCGUUAAGGGCGGCCCUCGCAUGAACGCGACCUUUGUCACCUUGGCUCGCAACGCCGAUGUAUGGGAAAUUGCAAAGUCGAUCCGCUCAGUCGAGGACCGUUUCAACCGCCGCUACAACUACGACUGGGUCUUCCUCAACGACAAGCCGUUUGACGAAACCUUCAAGAAGGUUACCUCCUCGCUUGUCUCCGGCAAGACGUACUAUGGCGAGAUUCCGACCGAGCACUGGUCGUUCCCGCCUCACAUCGACCAGGAGAAGGCCAAAAAGGUUCGCGAGGACAUGAGACAGCGCAAGAUCAUUUACGGUGACAGUAUCAGCUACCGCCACAUGUGCCGUUUUGAGUCCGGCUUCUUCUUCCGCCAGCCCCUCAUGAUGAACUACGACUACUACUGGCGCGUCGAGCCGAGCGUCGAGUUCCACUGCGACAUCCACUACGAUCCUUUCCGCUUCAUGCACGAGAACAACAAGAAGUACAGCUUCGUGCUCAGCCUUUACGAGUACUUCGAGACUAUCCCGACCCUCUGGGACAGCGUUACCAAGUUCAUCAAGAACCACCCCGAACACAUUGCUGAGGGCAACUCCAUGGCUUUCCUCAGUGACGAUGGUGGCAAGACCUACAACAAGUGCCACUUUUGGUCCAACUUCGAGAUUGGUAGCCUCAACUGGCUUCGCUCCAAGGCCUACACCGACUACUUCGAGUCUCUGGAUCAGGAUGGUGGUUUCUUUUAUGAGCGCUGGGGUGAUGCUCCGGUCCACUCUAUUGCCGCCGGCUUGAUGUUGAAGAAGGAGGAGAUUCACUUCUUCAAUGACAUUGCCUACUAUCACGUUCCCUUCACUCACUGCCCCACUGGAGAGCAGUUCCGUCUCGACCGCAAGUGUCACUGCAACCCCAAGGAGAACUUUGACUGGAAGGGGUAUUCUUGCACUUCGAGGUACUACGAGCUUAAUGGUCUUCCGAAGCCAGAGGGCUGGCAAGACCAGUCAGAUUAG
Molecule: messenger RNA, 1299 nt
Organism: Neurospora hispaniola
Lineage: Eukaryota; Fungi; Ascomycota; Sordariomycetes; Sordariales; Sordariaceae
Product: alpha-1,2 mannosyltransferase KTR1
Exons: 4
Coding region: 1-1299 (432 amino acids)
Biological process (GO): protein N-linked glycosylation; protein O-linked glycosylation; cell wall mannoprotein biosynthetic process
Cellular component (GO): Golgi apparatus; membrane
Molecular function (GO): alpha-1,2-mannosyltransferase activity
Source: RefSeq, a predicted model, not a curated record